This is a messenger RNA of Perkinsus marinus ATCC 50983, 1554 nucleotides long. RefSeq lists its product as hypothetical. The coding region runs from base 1 to 1554 and encodes 517 amino acids. The transcript has 15 exons. Lineage: Eukaryota; Perkinsozoa; Perkinsida; Perkinsidae. The record is from RefSeq and is a predicted model, not a curated record.
AUGGAGUGUAUCGAAACCAAUACAACUAAGGUGCUACAAGACCAAGAAAAAGAUCUCAUGCGGGCCUUCCGAGCUCGAAUGCAAGAUGUAGCUCGAGAGCUCGAACACCAGAGGGAACUGAAGGGUGACUACUCGACGGAAUUGCAAGCUCGACAUGACGAGAUGUUGAUGGACCUCCGGGCCAGUCGUGAACUUGCGCAGUCGUUCGAGCGGAGGAAUGAACAGCUUGAAGGGGAGAGAAAAGGGCUAGCGGAGGCUCUAGAGGCACAAGAAGAUGAUCGUUGGCGCUUACUCGAGGAACUGGGAACUAUCGUUACUCUACCAGGCGCCCCUAAGGUGUCAUCAGGAUUACCGAGCUCUGGUACCAGUGGUGGCAGUAACGAUGUGCUCCUCGAGAACAGUGGAGGGUCAGGAGACCGGGCCAACGCUGAUAUCGGCGGUGGCUCUACUGCUCGCUCAAGGAUGACCAAUUCAGCGUAUGAGAGGGAGUUGAGAUAUCGUAAGACCAUCGACGCGUUGAGAGAUCGAAUCAACAGUGAUAAGCUGUCGCUGAAGUAUCUACGGGAAGCCAUAGACCAGCAGCUGCGACAGCGAUCGGAGAUUGAAGUGUUCCUCCAGCAGUGCAUUGAUGACGUUAAGAACGAGAUAUCCCUCUAUCAGAAGCAACAGUGUCAGAGGGCUACUGGUGACCAGAGGCUCUUCCCUGGGUACUCAGAAGAAGGUUCUCUGGGACUUGGGGAUGCUACAUCCAUGACCGACAACAUUGAUACUGUCCAUGACUGUAAGGCAACGCCUUGUGUUCUUGUUCCCAAUGUCGCUGUAGUGGACCGGGAGCGGGCGUUGGAGCUGUUGCUGGGACAAGAGAGGAUUGUGCAAGUCCUGCACCAGAAGAUUAUGGAAGGCCGCGAUCGCCAUGAUCGAUCGAUUUAUGAUAACCUUGUCCAUGAGCCUAGUGGAAGCUUCCCAUCGCAAGUACAGUUGUGGUCCAGAGAAGCUGCAGUGCGUGGUCUCAUCUCGGAAGAGUUGCUCCCCCGCCUUCUACUCUGCAGUGGCCCGGAUUAUGCGAUCCGCGAUGUGAUCCGUGGAUCUUCCACGAACCGGGGUGGCACUUUCGACAUCGGCGACGUCGCUGUACAGAGUUUUCCAAUAGAUGCCUCGCUCUCCAACGGCUACCGUUACGAGCUAACAUUACGCCCCGCGGUGUGGCACGACCCGCAGCUUUCAGACGAGUUCCAAACGACUCCUCAGGCGGGGGUAUAUGAUAUAUCCAAAGCCUUUGAGAACGGCGUAUUCGUACCACCGCCAGAACCCCAAAAACCUCCGAUUCGAGGAUACAGUGGAGUUAAGCAAACGAGCUACAAGGAGUUCCCCUUCGUUAACUACUUCGACUUGCAUGCUCUCGACUACCCUCGUUGUCGUGACCAUCUUAUUGGUUUGGCCGCUCUCACUGGCAACUUCCGUCAAGCAAUUGGCUUUCUCUUCGCUCGUGGUUACGGCAACAUCGACGAUGCCUCGAGGGCUUUUGAUGCGUAUUGGGGGAAACCGCGCUGCUGA